Meloidogyne enterolobii is the source of this 405-nucleotide messenger RNA. The record is from the annotation of a GenBank genome assembly. NCBI's taxonomy places the organism in Eukaryota, Metazoa, Nematoda, Chromadorea, Rhabditida, Meloidogynidae.
AUGCUCAAGGACACCAUUCACUAUUUAUUUACCAUUAUUUUUUUAAUAAUUAUCUCCUCAAGCUUUAACAUUGGAUGGGAGUUAAACCAACCCUUUACAGGCUCAAUCAGUUUCUAUGAUGAACUACGUUAUGGCUUUUGUGUAGGAGAUCCGACUGAUGCAGAGAAUGAUUUGUUGGUUGCUAUUAGCAAUACAGAAUGGACCUUUAGUUUAGUAAAUGAUCCGCUUUGCGAUCAUCACAGUACUGUCAGAGAUGUCUGCGACGAAUGUUCAGCAACGCACGCUAAAUUGUCAAAACCUGCGUUUGAGAAGCUCGAAAGUUUGUCUGUAGGAAGCGUUCAAAAUGCUACAUUAACGUAUGUCAAAUGUGAUGGUGUGAUUGAUGGAAAAACAAAAUCAUAUUAA